Pedinophyceae sp. YPF-701 is the source of this 897-nucleotide messenger RNA. The record is from the annotation of a GenBank genome assembly. NCBI's taxonomy places the organism in Eukaryota, Viridiplantae, Chlorophyta, Pedinophyceae.
AUGAUCGGAAUGCACGCGGUCGGCACGACCGUGCGACCCUGCGCGAUGCGGGCGCAGCGCAGGGGCCGCCCCGCGGCGCGGAGGGCGCGCAAGGCGAAGACGAAUGCCCAGGGUCGGGGCCCGGCGCCCAAGGUCGCCAGCGCGGCCGCGCGCACGGACGAGGUGAAAAACGUCAAGGUCGACACCAAGUUUGUCGCCGAGACGCUGCUGCCCACGCGCACGGGGAAGUUCCGCGUCAGGGCCUACAGGCACACGGUGGACGGCACCACCUUCUCCGAGCCCAUGGCGAUCUGCUACGGCAUGCCGGAGGACGGCGAGGACAUUCCUGUGCGCGUACACGAUGCGUGCUUCACCUCGGAGGUCCUCGGGUCCCUCAAAUGCGACUGCGCAGAGCAGCUCCAGUACGCGCUGGACUUCGUACAGAGCAAGGGGUGCGGCAUUGUGAUUUACCUUCAGCAAGAGGGGCGAGGGAUCGGGCUUGCCAACAAGAUCGCGGCGUACAGGCUCCAGGAGACGGGCCUCGACACCGUGGACGCGAACCGCGCCCUCGGCCUCCCGGACGACUGCCGAGAGUAUACCUCAGUGCGCAACAUCCUGGCGGACAUGGGCAUCAAGUCGAUUCAGCUGAUGACGAACAACCCUCGGAAGAUCCGGCUACUCAAGGAGCUCGGCGUGGACGUCAGCGGGCGCAUCCCGGUGCAGAUUGAGGCGAACGAGGUGAACGCGGGGUACCUGACGUCGAAGAAGAUCCGCAUGGACCACCUCCUGGUCGACGAGAAGCAGAAGGGGAAGCCCGGCGCGGCAGCCACCCCGCGCUCGGUGAUCCUCGACAACAGCGUCGACGAGAGCUACUGGGAGAAGGAGGGCAUCUGGGACUCGUCCGACAACGACAACUGA